Messenger RNA from Pipra filicauda (Wire-tailed manakin), 2864 nucleotides. RefSeq names its product F-box protein 48 (gene FBXO48). Lineage: Eukaryota; Metazoa; Chordata; Aves; Passeriformes; Pipridae. The annotation marks the transcript as partial. The transcript is spliced from 2 exons. The record is from RefSeq and is a predicted model, not a curated record. Gene Ontology annotation, molecular function: protein binding.
CCAUCCUCGCUGCCCUCCGCUGGUCCCGAGCGCCCCCCGACACGGACCCGGCGGUGCCCCGAGCCCGGACACGGGGCCGCGGUGCUGCCUCUCUAAACCCCGGCGGACACGACCCAUCCCGGCCCUGCGAGGGGGUGUCGCUACCUCGGGCCCGCGGCUCCGCGGGGCCGGGACGGGGAUGGGGACGGGGCCGAUCCCGAUCCCGGCAGGAGCCGCCGCCGCCUCCUGAUGACGCGCGGCCGCCCCGUGACGCGGCGAGGCGCCGGCUCCGCGGGCCCGAAACCGCGGAGAUUCGCCCCCAAAGAGGCGAGCCAGUACCCUCCCCACCCGGACGGCAGGGACAUGGCAAGUGGACACCCAGCCCCGGGCGCUGCCGCCCACGGCCGCCCCAACACACCGCGACAGCGGCCGCGGUGACGCCGCCCCGCCCCGGGGCCGCGGGGAUGGACGCGGAGAGCGCCGGCGGCCGAGACAGCGCUGCAGGAGGAGGACCGGGGGGAGGAGGAGGAGGUGGACAGGGGGACUUCGUGUCCGCCCUCCCUCCCGAGGUGAGCUCCCGGAUUUUCGGCGGCCUGGACGUGGAGAGCCUGUGCCACGCGUCCGCGGCGUGCAAGGGCUGGCACCGCGUCAUCGAGGGCAACGAGCGGCUGUGGCGGCACCACUGCCUGGCCGUGCGGGCCGUCUGCCGGCGGGAGAUCGACUGCGACCGCGGGAACGGCUACUCCUGGAAGAUCACAUUAUCGAGGAACUACUGGAAAAGCAAAGUGAAGCAAGAAUGGCUGAGUGGGAAAUACAGCAACAUUCCUUCACAACACAGCUUGCCAGAGAAAAGCAUGUAUCCCAUGGAUGUCGACACAUGGGGAGAAAUCUUGGAAGCAGAACUUGAAAGAUAAGAAACCAGUGCUGAUUCUUGCAACUCAAAAACCUUUUGCCAAUGACACACAAACUGUUUGGCAGUUGUCAAACUGAUUUUGAGUGAUUUUUAACUGAUUUUCAACUGAUGAUGAAAGUUUCUCAAAAGAAGUUACGGGUGUCUUUUUUUUUAUUUGCACUUUAUCAUAUUAAUUUUAUGUAAAAUUCUAAAUAAGACUAAUGUUCAGUUGUAAUUUAUAUUUAUAAAUUUAAUGCUCUGCUGUAUUGUCAAAAAUAUGUUGAUUGUAUUUCAAUUUGCACUUUUUCUUUUGAAAGAGAUGACUUUUAUUUAAAAAAAGAAAGGUAUGCUUGACUUGAAGUGUAUCCUACCAGCAGCACAUGAGAGCCCACAAAGGAAGGACAAAUACAGACACUGGAAAGAAAAGAAGAUGACAAGGUGGCCACCUCAGUAUCAGCUGAACAUUCCCAGUGACCAUCUCAAGGGACAAAGUCCUCAAAAGGAUCUCUGAACUUGCACCCCAAUUUUUGGCUCCAACUUGAAAAACUGCUGCUGGUAAAAGAGGAUGUACCUGUCACAUUAUCUAACAUAAAAGUGACCACAAAUUCAACUUAUUACAAUUCUCUUUGAAUAUCAUCUUUCCCUACCUUCUUUGCACUAAAGUAACUGAGGAAAAUGCUGGGAAGGUCUCUGUUGCUCCAAUUCCUGCAGAAUUCAGUCACCAAUGUGGCACCAAUUUUCUAUAGGAAGACUUCUACCAUGGUUAUGAAACUUGGUUAUUUAACCCUUGCAGAAUAUCUGGUGAAAAUAUCCGGGCUCACAGGCUGUUUGUUUUAGGUGCUCAUAUCUACAGAUCAAGCAAAAGACAUAACAGCCAGGUGAAACAGGUAGCUCUAAAAUGCUUCCAAGAACAGAAUGUUGCCUGAUCCUUUUUCUAGUUUAGAGCAUUCAGCAGAUUUCCUCAAAACUGAUCCAUGUCCCUCAGCUUCCUGCAUGUUCCCCAUUAGAACAGGUCUUCAGUCAAUAAGCACUAGUACCUUUUCUGAAUCAUAAGUAACAUAUUUAAGUGAGAGCUUUGUCAUCAACAGCACUGCAUAACAUGAUGCAACUAUUGGAUAAUGUUUUUUACACAUCUUUUGCAGUCUAUUCUUUGUAGAUAAGUGUUAGUUCUAGGAGCAGGACCCCACUGCACUAGGUUUUAAAGAUCUCCUUUUAGUGCCAAAAGAGUUGAUGCUGUUCUUGUGGGACAGUUACUGCAUUAGCCAAAAUGGAUGCAGUACCCAAAAUCCCCUGAAGCUUCUGCUGUCACCCUGCUACUGAACAUGACUGAGGUGUAGCUCAGAGGAAAGAACCCUUGCUAAGUAUAGGUGUGAUGCAAAGCUCAGUGAAUUGCCAACACUGCUUCCUCUAUUAUUAGCUAUUCUGCUCUAAGAUUAUAUCUAGUUAGCUCAAAUUAAAAAAAGAAACACACCAAAACCCACACCCAGGCACAUCAGUUUUUCACCAAAGCCUUGCUCCCUGCUCACAGCAUUUAUCACCCCAACUUUAGGAGCACUAGAAGUGAAAAAAGUGCAUAUGAAUUCGUAAAGAAAAUAACACUAGCAGUACAUUUUCACCACCUCAAAAGUACCCAAUUUUUUUAGUCAUAAGAUAGGGAAAGUGCAUAAUAAUGGAUCUAGUCCCUCACCCUUCUCACCCAGCCUCCUCUGUUGCCUUCAGUCUCUAACUCCCAGACAUUUAUCCCCUGUUCCUUCUCCUUUCAUGCUCCUCAGCUGUCAGUUCUCAUAUAUAUCCCCUCAGGAUAGUUUUUAAAUAGAAUAAUUAUUCUGGUGUAAGUCCUACCACAGUUAUUUCACUGUGCACUCAACUGUAGCUUCUCCCCCUUCUCAUAUGAGUGUAGGAACCCGCAGUAUCUGUUGUACCUGUACCUCUGUUCAGAUCAGGUGGCUGUGCCUCUUAAACAUGAGGAAUUAAACACUUGGCUAUACAAUUA